This is a messenger RNA of Coregonus clupeaformis (lake whitefish), 1104 nucleotides long. RefSeq names its product thioredoxin domain-containing protein 17. Lineage: Eukaryota; Metazoa; Chordata; Actinopteri; Salmoniformes; Salmonidae. The record is from RefSeq and is a predicted model, not a curated record. The transcript has 4 exons. Bases 152 to 523 code for a protein of 123 amino acids. Gene Ontology annotation, cellular component: cytosol. Gene Ontology annotation, molecular function: protein-disulfide reductase [NAD(P)H] activity.
UCUCUCCUUACUUCUUCCUCUCUGCUCGUAGUAUUUUAGAGGCGAUCAUAGUGCAAAGGGUUAAACUCAUAUGUAUUCUUGCAUGAAACGCGCCAUACCUGCUUGCGUUGCGUACGAUAAUUUAUAAUACUGCUACUUAUUCUAUUUCAUCAUGUCUCAUUACGAAGAAGUAAAGGUCCAUGGUUAUGAUGAAUUCUGCAAAGCAGUGUCUGAGAGGAAAGGAAAGGACAUAUUCGCAUAUUUCUCUGGUGAUAAAGACGCUCAAGGGAUGAGUUGGUGUCCAGAUUGUGUGAAAGCUGAGCCAGUUGUUAGAGGAGAGAUGUCCCACCUUCCCGAGGGCUCUGUCUUCAUCUACUGUCAGGUUGGAGAGAGGCCAUAUUGGAAGGAUCCCAAUAAUAAGUUCAAGAAGACUCUGAAGCUCAGUGGAGUUCCUACUCUGAUCCGAUAUGGCACGCCUCAGAAGCUGGUUGAAGAGGAGUGCUUCAAAGCUGACCUGGUGAGGAUGAUGUUCACCGAGGACUAGAGGACCACAGAGGACUACACUCGCCCUACACUUGGUCAUCUUCCAUUUCCCACUGUCCUGUCUCUUUCCUGAGAUCCAGCCCCAGCCCAGGCACUUUUUGACUACACUAGAUUGAAUAGGAAUGAUUGUUUCUUUGGAAUUCAAAUACACUCGCCUCUCCCUCUCACUGCGAGGCAGUGUUAAUCAGUGAAUGUGUUGCUAUUCUUAUAUGGAAAUAAAAAACAACUAUAACAUAACCAGAGGCCUUGGUAGAGCUAGCUGACUGAUUUUAUAAUUUGAUGUUUAAUGUAGUAAAUUAAAUAGAAGAGUUAUCAUAACAUAGCCCACUUUUGACAAAUAUCUUAGAUUCCCCUAAGUGGUAGGCAGCCUACUCCUAGAAUGUGAUGUGCCAGACAAAUUGUGUCAAAUGAAUUGAAUCUCAUCAAUUGAGGAUUCUUAUUCCUUACUUAUGGCAGAAAUCUAUAGGGUGAAAAUAUCAACUGAAACAUUACCUGUUAUACUGUGAUUGGCGUGUUGUUGUGUAGAACUUAGUCAAGUGAAAUAAAUGAUGGUUGGAUGAUAAAAUAAAUAUGUGUAAAAUA